Hippopotamus amphibius kiboko is the source of this 1594-nucleotide messenger RNA. It is a transcript of the gene DEXI, whose product is annotated as Dexi homolog. The coding region runs from base 522 to 809 and encodes 95 amino acids. Lineage: Eukaryota; Metazoa; Chordata; Mammalia; Artiodactyla; Hippopotamidae. The transcript has 2 exons. The record is from RefSeq and is a predicted model, not a curated record.
GGGGCAACUCCGGAGGCGGUGCUCGGAACGCAACCAGGAGAGCGACGCGGCGGCCGCAGCCAUGGGCGCUGGGCCUUCGGCGGCGCGGAGGGGGCUGGAGCAACGGCCGGGAGCGGCUGAACAGACCGCCGCCGGGACUGGCCCUUGACGCUGAGCCGCGGUGGGGUCCCCGCAGGCGCUGCGAGGGCCCGUGAGCAGGAGCGGGGAGCAUCGGAGGAGCCGGGCAGCCGCCGGCCACUUCAGGGGGGCCCGCCUGACCGCUGGGCGGAUCGACAGUGCCGUGUGGGCACCUCUGGGGGUGGGGUGACCCGCCUGGCACGUUUCGGGGGCCGGGGCGCGUCCGCAGGGCCGACGCACAUCCCCCGGGGGGAGAGGGGGGCACCGCCGGGGCCCAUCGACGCCUCGGCCAGCCCUGGGGCCGCCCCUGGAUGGCUGGGCUGCCCCGUCGCCGGCCACCCGGGCGCCGCAGCGGCUGAGCUCGCUGGGAUCGACGGGCCGCCGCCGGCCUCGCCGCCCCCUGCAUGCCCGGCGCCCGGGUCGCGGCCCACCUGGACGCGCUGGGCCCCCUGGUCCCCUCCGUGCCGCCGCCGCUGCUGCCCUCUAUGUUCUACGUGGGCCUGUUCUUCGUCAAUGUGCUGAUCCUGUACUACGCCUUCCUUAUGGAGUACAUCGUCCUCAACGUGGGCCUCGUCUUCCUGCCGGAGGACAUGGACCAGGCGCUCGUGGACCUCGGCGUGCUCUCCGAUCCUGGCUCGGGCCUCUACGAAGCCGACUCGGAGCUCGACGUCUUCGAUGGUUACUUGGAGUAGAUUUGGCUGCUGUCCCCCGCUCUCCCCACGACCCGCAACCCUCGGCCCCGACCGGCGCCCGGAUCAUGCCGCCGCUGUUGGUUGAGGGCACCGUCUGGCCAGGGAUGGGACCCCCAGGACGAGGCCCUCUCCGGCCUCCGAGGCCUGCCUGCCCCCCUCGAAAGCUCCGUGCCAACAGAGAGGUUCCCAUCUGGACCCAGGACGGUGGGACAGAGAGAUUGAGACUGGGUGCUGAGGUCCAGAAGGCAUGUGCCCCUGCCCAAAGGGUGAGGCAGGGGUGCCCAGAGACCUCGCCUGCCUGCAGCCUUGCGCAAACAGCUUUGCCCUGGCUUCCUACCUUUCGCUGUUGCAAUGGAUGUUUACAGGAACCCAGCCAGAGUCCGCCUCUCUGCUCUUCAGCCCUGACUGCAUCUGCUUCCCCCACUUAACCUUUGGAGAGGACACUUCAUACACAAAAGCAACUCGCAGCUCUUUUUGAUGCCAGUGGAGCUCUGAGCCCCAUGGGGUUUGGCCCGAGGCCGGGCUUAGAUACAGCGACUGUUUCAGAGAGUGACUCAGAAGGAAAAGAACACCUGGGGGGCUGAGGAUGGGGUUUUGACUCAUUCAUUUCAAGUUGUUUGCUCUCCAUCAAGUUGCCAGAACUGAUAUGUUGCGCCGGGGGACAGCGCUCCUCUGGCCAGAAAUAUUUUUUGAAAAUGUGAGUGGCAUGAAUACUUGACUUCGAUAAACCUGUAAAAGCAAUACUUAGGAGGCUAACUUCUUUCAAUUAAAAAAUGUAUGCAACU